AUGCAGAUUUCUCUGAUCAUCAAGAUCGCAGGGACGGUCCUCCUCGUCGUGGUGACAUCGGUCUUCUCCCCGUCCCUUUCUGGCUUGUCGACCUCGAACCUUGCUUCGAGCGCUUCGGGUGUCCUGGCGACCGUCGCAGCCGUAGCAGGCUUGAUUUCGGUCGGCAUGUCUUACGCCCCGUCGAUCAUGGCGAAGAAAUGGUACAAGUGGGAGAACUUGGGCAUCGCCGCUGCUUGUGCCGUCUUCUGGGCGUGGCAGAUGAUCGGCGCAGGCUUCGCCAGCACCUGUACCGUCAACGCGUGGUCGAGCUUGUUCUGCAACGGAGCCGGCAAGAUCGCCUUCUACGUCAUUCUCGUCGCCGCCGCUCUCAUCCAGCUGGCCAUCCUCGUCGUCGGCCGCAACGGAGGCGGCUCCUCCCCUCCUCCCGACAACUCAUACUCGCUCUCUCGCUCCGCCUCGUCCGGCCACCGCCGUGCCCGCGCCGACAGCAAUGAAUGGAGCGACUUCAGCAACAGAAGCGACUCGGAAGAGUCGGACGCAGAGAAAGGCAUGCUGCGUCGCGGGGACGGCGUGGGCAUGUCGAAGAGCGAAGACAGGUCCGACGAAGGCUCGCACUCCUCGAACAUCCCUCACUUGCCCGAGGGAGGUCAAAAGCCUCGCGUCGUCCCCACGGGCAACAUCGACCCCUCCGCCUUCUCCGGCGAAUCCGAGUCGAGCGGCCACACAAGGACUUCGAGCUCCUCGACGACCGCCAGCGAACCCGUCGACAUCCCACACGCUCAGGAGCUCCAGCCGAGCCACCGCGAGGGCGACUCGCCGCACCACACGUUCAUGCACGUCCCGCACGGGUCUAAGGAGCAGGAGGAGGAGGAGGAGAGGUUGAAGUGCGUGUCGCUUGCGGCGUUGUAG
Molecule: messenger RNA, 909 nt
Organism: Rhodotorula toruloides NP11
Lineage: Eukaryota; Fungi; Basidiomycota; Microbotryomycetes; Sporidiobolales; Sporidiobolaceae
Exons: 7
Coding region: 1-909 (302 amino acids)
Source: RefSeq, a predicted model, not a curated record